AUGUCGGCGUCCCAACAACCAAGCAGACCAUACUUCCACAACGGUCAAGCGCUCUCAGCCCCACCAGCCACAGUGCGCAUUCGCAGCUUCCUCGAUAACGCAUAUGUCUUUAUCGGCUUAUACGUAACCACUUUCUUCUCUUCUGCAUGUUGGUACCAUUCUUUGUUUGAUCCUGCUGCUGCAGCUGCGGCAUCGCCAUUCAACGCAAACAACCAGACUCCAGGCAAAAGGCCCGGCUGGGGCUUUGGAGGCAACAGCAGCAAUGGCGGCAGAGGAGGAGGACCCCCUCCCGGCGGCCGCAAAGUCGGCCGAGUUGAUGAUGUGAGAGGCCCCGAGUGUAAAUCCUGCAAGUGA
Aureobasidium melanogenum CBS 110374 is the source of this 354-nucleotide messenger RNA. RefSeq lists its product as uncharacterized. The transcript has 4 exons. Bases 1 to 354 code for a protein of 117 amino acids. The record is from RefSeq and is a predicted model, not a curated record. Lineage: Eukaryota; Fungi; Ascomycota; Dothideomycetes; Dothideales; Saccotheciaceae.